UAAAGUUAAGUGACAGAGCCUGAAGCUGUCGGUUGUUUUUGAUUGUGUGGUCGACAUAAUCCCGGCGAGACUUGAAUUUUGCUUGCUGUACAAUCGCUAAAAUUGGAAUUUUAACUGAACUGGCAAACAGACAGCCACUAUGGGUGCCGGUUCGAGCACCGAGGCCGAAAGGGAGCCGCUUCUCGUCCCUUCUUCUCACGCGGAGACAAACAAUCUGCCAGUAAACAGCAGAGUGUAUGGGAGAAGAUGGCUGGUUCUGACCCUGUUUCUGCUGGCACUUAUGCAAGGGAUGGUGUGGAACUUCUGGGGUCCCAUCCAGAACUCGGCCGUUCACUCGUACGGCUUCACCAAGUCGGACAUUGCUGUUCUGGUGCUGUGGGGCCCAGUGGGUUUCUUUCCCUGGCUGCUAUUUAUGUGGUUAAUGGAUAAAAAAGGUUUGAGGGCAUCCCUCCUCCUCUCGGCGUUCUUCAUGCUUGUAGGAGCCGCGCUAAGGAGCAUCCCACUGACAGACCAGCAUCUCAGACGAUGGUUGAUACACGGAGGUCAUUUUCUGAACGGUUUAGCCGGCCCAACUAUAAUGAGUGCUGGCCCCUUCCUCUCCACCACAUGGUUCGCCCCUGACCAGAGAGCCACCGCCACAGCCGUGGCCUCACUCUUCUCCUACUUGGGCGGCGCUGCUUCAUUUAUCGUAGGACCUCUGGUAGUUCCAGCCCCCAAUGACACCCUGGCAGUAUCCACGUUGACAGCAGCGGUUUCCGACAGCUCCAUCCGAGACAGGAUCCAGCUGGUUAUGUAUGCAGAGUUGGUUGCAAUUGCUGUGCUUUUUGCAGCAGUCCUGCUCUAUUUCCCAUCACGGCCACCGAUACCUCCCAGUGUAGCUGCGGCAAGCCAGAGACUCAGCUACAGGAGCAGCAUCUGCAAGCUCCUUAGUAACCAUCGGUUCCUGAUGAUAGCUCUGGCCUAUGCAGUCCCCACAGGAGUGAUUGCUGGCUGGACGGGAGUCCUUGACAUGGUCCUCACACCAGCUAAAGUCAGCCAGGUGGACGCAGGUUGGAUUGGUUUCUGGUCAACUGUUGGUGGAUGUGUGUUUGGAGUAGCAAUGGCCAGGUUUGCAGACUCUAUUCGGGGGAUGCUGAAGCUGAUUCUGGUGCUGAUGCUGGCAGGAGCCUCACUGUCCUCUACCUGGUUCACACUAACUUGUCUGACUAGAGUCACUCACCUCCCCUCCACUGCAGCCAUCCUGUACACGUCCUGCAUCCUGGUGGGCAUUUUCAUUAACAGCAGCGUACCAAUAUUCUUCGAGCUCUUCAUCGAGACGGUGUACCCGGUCCCCGAAGGCAUCACCUGUGGAGUGGUCACUUUCCUAGGGAACCUCGUCACCGGUCUGCUCCUCUUUUUCCUCAGCUUUUACUGUACAGAGCUGUCGUGGUUGAACUGGUGUCUGACUGGCUCCUGUCUCUUCAGCCUUGUCCUCAUCCUCUUCUUCAGAGAGUCUUACGACCGCCUCUACCUGGACGUCUUUGUCUCCGUGUGACACUGCUGAGGGCAAAGACACGACAACUUAAUAAUGGACUGAAUAAUUGUUUUUGCACAAAGAAGAGCAGAAGGUGCGAGAUGAAGGGAAAGCGGAGAGCCCACAUUUCUUUUUUUUUUUUAGAUUUUAGAGUGUAAAUAUAUAUAUUGGUAACAGUGGUUAUGGACUGCUGUUGUAUGGCUGCAGAGAAGCGAAGUGAUUCUACACCAGUGUUUGCUCUUUAUACGUGAUUGACUCAAUGCCAUAAGACUGUUUAACAUAUCAUUACAUGUCUUUAUUUGUCAGUCUAUGUUUGUAUGUAAACAAACUUUUGUGAAUGGUUUAAUUUUCUUAACCAGGCACGGCAUGUCGGACUGUUAGUAAUAGUUGUUGUUUACAGAUACUGUAAUAUUUAAAUUUGUACUCUCUGUCGCCCCCGUGUGACUGUUCGGUUCACUGUUCCUUGAUCGUGUCUUAUGUAACUGGACGUUGACUCAAGGCUUUCAAGCUGGAUGCCGCGCCGACUCCAGAUCAGCAUUGAGCGUCGGCCCAUAACGAGGAAGUGGGUGAUUAUAAAAGGACUGCUUCAUCAGCCAACCAGCAGGCCUGGCUGUGCUGAGUCGGGGGCUAAAGGCGGGACCUUUUUCUUUUUAGUGCUGCUCCAACCUACAGGCUGACUCACUUAACUGGCCCAACGUUGUUAAGUGACCUGUGAUACUGCUGGUCAUUGAGAGGCAGGUACUAAAUUGUGUUUUAUUGCCCUCAAGAUGAAUAUUAUGCAAAAAUGAUCUACCAGAUAGGUGAUUGGAUUCUGGCCAAAGAUGCGGGCUGGGACUGGAUAAACCCUGAGUUUUUUCCUCACCAAUGAACUGUUCACGUGGAAGAAGCUGAGUCACUUCAUAUUUCAGAAGUUGUUCAGCCUAUUUAUGAUUAAUUUCUGGGACAUUUGCCUUUUAAUCUAACUCAAUAAUGGAAUUUUCUUUUUUUUUUUUUUUUACAGUUUUUUUAUUUGUUUUCCUAAGUAGCCUGCCAGUAUUUAUUGGAAAUUUCUGAACACUAACACAGUUAACACCUAGUUUCACUGAAACAGGAUGUUUGGUGAAUAUUUCGACCACAGCUGAGGCACACGGAGGGAGAUCAUUUUAUUGGACAGACACAAGGAUUACGGUGUGUUGUAGUUGCCAAGCUGCUCUUCCUCCAAAGCACCAGCAGGUGUCUCUGCGCCAACUGAGAGUCUGCAGAUAAAAAAUGAAAUACCUUAAGGGAUUCCUUGACUGAUAAAACUGGAGCUGUGACAAAAACUAGCUCCUGAUCUGGAGGUACAUAACCACAAAGAAACACGUCAAGGGAAAUGAAAAAUGUCACUCAGACACAUUUUUUCUGUGUCCAUGAUUUCCCUUUGCCUCUUUGUCUUGCGCAGCAGCAAUACAAAGGGUUUUAAUGUGUUUUCCUCUGGGGUCCAAGGAGGCUCUGUAAUGUGUUCCCUGGAGCUUGUUUUUUGUUUUGUUUUUUACUCUUACUCUCCUUAAUGGAAAAGGUUGUGUUUUACCUUUUUAACAUGUUGCCUUAAUUGCCCAGUGAAGUGCGUUGAGCCUGCCUGUCUUCUACACUGUGACUAUUUUGUCUGUAUAUAAUGUUAGAGGGUUGUGUUCUUCUGUUCCACAGCACAUACUCUGUGGUUUCCCAACUUUGUCCUUGUUAUGUGGAAAGGAAAAACAACAAAUGUGUCUGUUGAAUAUUUCCAGCACCUUAAUAAUCCUUUACCUUAAAAAUAAACAUUCUUAAGAUUAA
This is a messenger RNA of Micropterus salmoides (largemouth bass), 3304 nucleotides long. RefSeq names its product solute carrier family 49 member 4 (gene slc49a4). Gene Ontology annotation, biological process: transmembrane transport. Gene Ontology annotation, cellular component: membrane; intracellular membrane-bounded organelle. NCBI's taxonomy places the organism in Eukaryota, Metazoa, Chordata, Actinopteri, Centrarchiformes, Centrarchidae. The record is from RefSeq and is a predicted model, not a curated record. Gene Ontology annotation, molecular function: transmembrane transporter activity.